AAUUCCUUUAGUAGAGUCCAUUCUGUACUUUGGGUUUUAGUACCUCACGUUUGCUUUAAAUACUCCCAAACAAGUUCCUUAAACUUCAUAACUAUCGAAACCGUGUGGGAAGACAAUUCGUGGAUGAUGGAUAACAUUCUUGGUCUUCUCAAACUUCGUAUCAAAAGAGGAAUUAAUCUUGCAAUUCGUGAUGCUAACUCCAGCGAUCCUUAUGUUGUUGUCAACAUGGGUGAACAGAAGCUGAAGACUAGUGUUGUGAAAAACAAUUGCAACCCUGAGUGGAAUGAAGAACUAACCCUUUCAAUAAGUGAUGUUCAAACUCCAAUACAUCUGACAGUUUUUGACAAAGACACAUUCUCUAUCGAUGACAAAAUAGGUGAUGCAGAGAUCGAUUUGAAACCAUAUGCUAAUGCUAUACAAAUGAAAUUGGAUGAUACUCUUUCAGAUGGUUGUGCAAUUAAGAAGGUUCAAGCAAAUAGGACUAAUUGUCUUGCUGAAGAGAGUAGUUGUAUUUGGAAAGAUGGGAAAAUAAUCCAAGAAAUGAUUCUAAGAUUGAGAAAUGUUGAGAGUGGGGAAUUGGUGGUGGAAAUUGAAUGGGUGGAUGUUCCUGGUAGCAGAGGUCUAUUAGGGGGACAAUGUUAAGUUUUCCUCCUUUCAAUAACAAUCAACAAAGUCUUAUAUUUUUGAUACAUGAAUAAAACGACUUCACAAAUUCAUAAUGAAUUUCUAUCUUAUAUAAA
This is a messenger RNA of Vicia villosa (hairy vetch), 740 nucleotides long. Its product is annotated as protein C2-DOMAIN ABA-RELATED 9-like. The transcript has 3 exons. The coding region runs from base 124 to 642 and encodes 172 amino acids. The record is from RefSeq and is a predicted model, not a curated record. NCBI's taxonomy places the organism in Eukaryota, Viridiplantae, Streptophyta, Magnoliopsida, Fabales, Fabaceae.